AUGUGCGAAGAGCAAGUGGCGGGCUUUCGUAAAAGUGUAAAGCGCUUAUCAAAUUUGAAAUAUUUUAUCGAUCCAGAAGUUGAACAUGUUCUCGUCUUUGCGACUGGUACCAAAUUUUUUGAUUAUGACAUUUAUCUCAAUCGACAUAUUUUACUCAUGGAUAAGGCUAGUUGUUUACCGUGUUUAGCAUUGUCUCCACCGCCAGGUAGUACUGUUCUUGAUGCUUGCGCAGCACCCGGUAAUAAGACAAUAUGUUUAGCUAAUUAUUUAAAAAAUAAAGGUGUUCUCUAUGCAAUUGAAUUGAAUAGACGUCGUUUUAAAGAACUUAACGCGAAUUUGAAAUCAGCCGGUGUUAAAUGUGCACAUACGCUAAAUGAUGAUUUUUUAACUGUUGCGCUGCCGUUCGAUGAAAUUGAUUAUGUGCUACUUGACCCGUCGUGUUCUGGUUCGGGUAUUCGUAAUCGAGCUGAUGAUACAAAAGUAAUUGAUGAAGAACGUUUAGAACGUCUUUCUGCAUUGCAAACACGUAUGAUUACACAUGUAAUGACAAAAUUUUCCAAAGUAAAACGUGUGACAUAUAGUACCUGUUCGAUAUAUAGUCAAGAAAAUGAACAAGUGGUUGAAACAAUUCUCGAUCAAUUUAGUGAUACGUUUCAGCUUGUCGAUUUUCUACCGGAAUGGCCAAGUCGUGGACAAACAGAAAGGACACGAGCAUGUUUACGUGCAUCGCCCGAUGAUACAUUAACCAAUGGAUUUUUUGUUGCUUGUUUUGAAAGAAUAAUAAAAAUCGAUAUUCAAUAG
Messenger RNA from Rotaria socialis, 801 nucleotides. The record is from the annotation of a GenBank genome assembly. Lineage: Eukaryota; Metazoa; Rotifera; Eurotatoria; Philodinida; Philodinidae.